AUGUCUGAGUUUGGUGUCCCAGACUCGCUCAGCCCAGCGCCCUCCGUUAUCAUCCCGACCACACCAGACCCGAACGGCGACGCGCCAGUCUUUCCUCUGCUACAAAACAAUGGAGCUGCGAGCCCGCUGUCGUCAGAUGCUGCGGGAGGCGCGAACCGCGCCGGCGAAGACGACAAUGACGACGAGCCCGCCGUAGCCAAGCCCUUUGUCCGCACCACCAGCCCAGAUCCCUCCGCCCGCACCGUCGAAGAUACCUUUGACGACGAUCGCGUGCCCGAUCGCCUCAUCUACAAGAUGCACAAGUUCAGCCUCUACGAAACGGCUAGUCGGUAUUACAUUGUCGGUGUGGAUGUAAGCGAGAAGCGGUACCGCAUUCUCAAGAUCGACCGGACCACCGAGGGCGCCGAGCUGAACAUGACGGAUGACAAAAUUGUGUACAGCCUCAAAGAGAUGAACCGGUUGUUGGACACUAUCGACGACGGCAACCGCGGGACCGGUGGCAUCAAGCUACGCUGCACCACCUGGGGCCUGCUUGGCUUCAUCAAGUUCACCGGGCCCUACUACAUGCUCCUCAUCACCAAGAAGAGCACCGUUGCCAUGGUUGGGGGGCACUAUAUUUAUCAAAUCGAGGGCACUGAGUUGGUUCCCUUGACCCCGGGAAAGUUCAAGCCUGACUCACGCAACACCGAGGAACAGCGCUUCCUCGGUAUCCUCAAUAACCUCGAUCUGACUAGGUCUUUUUACUACAGCUACUCGUACGACGUCACCCGUACCCUGCAGCAUAACGUCAUCCGCGAGCGAGAAGCCCUCGCUCAGGGCAUUCUGCCGCCCUCAGAUGACGACUUCAACUCAAUGUUUGUGUGGAACAAUUACCUCCUAGAGCCGGCCGUAACGGCCCUCCGAGACCCCUACGAUUGGUGUCGCCCUAUUAUCCAUGGAUAUAUUGACCAGGCCGCUCUAUCUAUAUAUGGACGUACCGCUCACAUCACGGUUAUUGCGAGACGCUCUCGGUUCUUUGCCGGUGCCCGGUUUUUGAAGCGAGGAGCUAAUGACCUGGGCUAUGUUGCCAAUGAUGUAGAAACGGAGCAAAUCGUCGCUGAGUCCCUGACUACCUCGUUCCAUGCUCCUGGUCCUCAACUUUUCUGUAGCCCCCAGUAUACCUCCUAUGUCCAACACCGAGGCAGCAUUCCGCUUUACUGGACUCAAGAUAACACUGGCGUUACCCCAAAGCCUCCGAUCGAGCUCAACUUGGUCGAUCCAUUCUACGGGGUUGCAGCGCUGCAUUUUGAUAACCUGUUUGAGCGCUAUGGCGCUCCACUCUACGUGGUCAACCUAAUCAAGGCCAAAGAACGACAGCCCAGAGAGUCAAAGCUCUUAGGGGAGUAUACGCAUGCCAUCAACUACCUGAAUCAGUUUCUCCCCGCAGACAAGAAAAUCAUCCACAAGGCAUGGGACAUGAGUCGAGCUUCCAAGGUCCGCGGUGGCGACGUCAUCGGCAACCUUGAGCUGAUCGCCGAGUCAGUCCUCAACACGACCGGCUUCUUCCAGAACGGCGAUGGCAUCACGAGCUCCAUGACGGCACAGAACGGGGUGGCCCGCACAAAUUGCAUCGACUGUCUGGAUCGCACCAACGCGGCUCAGUUCGCCAUCGGGAAGCGGGCGUUGGGCCACCAGCUGCACGCCCUCGGUAUCCUCGAAAAUACAUCGGUUGAGUAUGACACAGAUGCCGUCAAUCUCUUUACUCACAUGUGGCACGACCAUGGUGACACUAUUGCGGUCCAGUACGGCGGCUCCCAGCUCGUCAACACUAUGGAGACGUAUCGCAAGAUCAACCAGUGGACCAGUCACUCCCGUGACAUGAUUGAGAGCUUCAAGCGCUACUAUAAUAACUCCUUCCUGGACAGCCAGCGACAGGAAGCCUAUAACCUGUUCCUGGGCAACUACAUAUUCACUCAGGGGCAGCCCAUGCUUUGGGAUCUGGCCACGGACUACUAUCUGCACCACUCUAACCCCAGGAACUGGUCCGCCAAGACGAGGCGCAACUACAUCAAUUGGUACACACCGUCACACUUGAAUGAGAGAAAGGUUCCCCCGUACGUCCCUGGCCGGGACAUUGCGCGCUUUCACCCCAUUGAAUUCUUUGACGACUACUGGCUUGAGUACUACCGGCCUGCUACGCUAUCGUCCUUCCCCAAAAUGUUUGCGUACAAGAUGAACUCCACAAUCAAGUACAUCCCCCUCAAGUCAACUCAAGACGGCCGGUAUGACCUCAGUCCGUUUCGUGUUCGCACAGAAGGUGACGUGGUUCCUAGUGACAGGAAGAGACCAAAGAAGGAGACGAUCAACGGCGUGGCGUCGGGUUCGUCUCGGUCAGCCUUGGUAGCAGACGAUGCCCCCUCAAUGGCUUCCAACACAACUCCGACGAAAGGCAUGUCGCUGCGCUGGCUACAGCCAGUUCAGACAAAGAGAAUGGCCGGCGACGAUGCGUCCAGGUUGGAGUCGGCGCAAGCAUUGCAAGGCGGCGAGGGCGCCCCCAAGACAAAGCCUACUGCCCUAGAAAAGUCCAAUGCCGCACAGUGGACCUUUACCAAGGCGGUUCAUGACUCUCUGAACCCCUCUGUCAAGGAUCAGGAGGCAGACGAUUAUGAACGGUACAUCAAACAUCCUCAGAAUCUUCCACUGGUGGUCUCUAGCGACACCCCCGUAGACAUCGAUUCUUCGGAGUAUCAAGAAUACAUCAACGGCGGCUGGCAGGACGAAGGUCUCAUCGUCAAGGGCACUGAAGAGGAAAUCGACGUAUAUGCGGAGUUGCUCAAGGUGGGAGAGAAUCCGCUGACAGUAACUGAAGAGGACGGGCCGAAGAAAAGAUACAAGGCCUAUAGGAAAUGGCUGCGCGGAAAGUCGUUCUUCAAGCAGCAACCUCUCGAUUGA
Molecule: messenger RNA, 2931 nt
Organism: Ilyonectria robusta
Lineage: Eukaryota; Fungi; Ascomycota; Sordariomycetes; Hypocreales; Nectriaceae
Product: SacI homology domain-containing protein
Exons: 3
Coding region: 1-2931 (976 amino acids)
Biological process (GO): phosphatidylinositol dephosphorylation
Cellular component (GO): intracellular membrane-bounded organelle
Molecular function (GO): phosphatidylinositol-3,5-bisphosphate 5-phosphatase activity
Source: RefSeq, a predicted model, not a curated record